GCUGCGACUGUCAGCUGUUCAAUAUGGAACGAUAGCAAAGUGCAGUCACUUGUAGGAGUCGGCCGCCGUCAGAACGACUUCAACUAGAAGGGACAUCCAGAGACAACCGAAGCCGAGCCUACAGAAGCUAUAUCGACGGAGUGGUGCGAGCGUGUUCCCUUUUCGUACCAGCGCGCGCAGAAGCGGGCGCGAGCGGGACUGAACGUCGUUAGCGGGGGUGUGAAACAGUGAUAGGGGAGAGGUAGUUGAUACGCGCGCUGCGCCGAGGGCGAGACAGAGAGAAGAGGCGAGUUUUCGUUAAGAGCGUGUGUGUCGCGCGUGUACGGCCACGCACACGUGUCACCGUGAUUUAUGCGAGAGAUCCCGCGCGAGAUCAACCUGGAUGUAUUAACGCAAGGCUUAAGGUACAGCAUAUCAGGACUCAUGAACCUCGCAACCAACCAGACGUCCGACACGACGUCCGACGCGCAGAGCAAGGGUCCCUACUUUGUUAACUUCAAUCAGGACUGCACGUCCUUGGCGGUGGGAUCAAAGUCAGGAUACAAACUUUAUUCCAUCAGCUCCGCAGGACAUCUUGAGAAAAUAUAUGAAAAUGAUGAUGCAGACUUCGAGGAUAUAUGCAUCGUUGAAAGAUUGUUCAGCAGCAGUUUGGUGGCGAUCGUGAGUCUUAAAUCGCCUCGUACGCUUACGGUGUGCCACUUUAGGAAAGGAACAGAGAUAUGCAAUUACAGUUACUCGAAUACAAUUUUGGCUGUGAAACUCAACAGAGCGAGAUUGGUGGUGUGUUUGGAAGAAUCACUAUACAUUCAUAAUAUACGAGACAUGAGAGUGUUACACACAAUUCGCGAUACUCCACCUAAUCUUACAGGCCUUUGUACACUUUCGCCAAAUAGCGACAAUUGUUAUGUAGCUUACCCAGGAUCGAAUACCAUUGGGGAAGUUCAAAUAUUUGAUGCAAAUCAUCUUCAAGCAAAAACAAUGAUACCUGCACAUGAUAGUCCAUUGGCAGCAAUUGCUUUCAGCUCGACUGGCACCAAAGUGGCGACAGCCUCUGAAAAGGGCACCGUUAUUAGAGUUUUUGACGUUCACGAGGGUACAAAGUUAUUCGAAUUUCGACGCGGAGUUAAGAGAUGCGUCACGAUGAACAGUCUUUCUUUCAGUAUGGACUCUAUGUGGCUCUGUUGUUCUAGUAAUACGGAAACUGUGCAUAUAUUCAAACUGGAGGAACCAAAGGAAACGCCAAACAAACAAACUGCAGACGAAGCACAAAGCUGGAUGGGAUAUUUAACGAAGGCUGUGACAGCGUCGGCUACGUAUUUGCCGUCGCAAGUGACUGAUGUUUUUACUCAAGGACGUGCUUUUGCUAGCGUUCACCUACCGUUUCAAGGUUUAAAAAAUGUCUGUGCCAUCACUGUAACACAUAAAGUACCAAAAUUGUUAGUAGCUAGUGCCGAUGGUUACUUAUACGUCUACUCCGUGGAUCCGACAGAAAGUGGAUGUUGCACGCUUAUAAAACAACACAGAUUAGACGAUAAAGAGCGAGAUGAAUCAGAUUGUGGUGGUUCUGGUUCAGGAGCAGCAGCUACCACGAAUAAUACAAAUACAGCCUGCAUAAAUAGCUACGCGGGUGUGUUGCGUGGCCGCUCGCCAGACUCCAUGUCAGAAUCAGAGAAGUAUCAAGAAAUGAUAGCAGCGACGGAAAGCCCACCAAAAGGCGGCGGCCCGUUUCGUCUGGACGAUGAUACCGAAUUCCCACCUGUCACGCAAAGGACAGAUUGAGCAUAAUCCAUACACAAUUAAGGCAUAUCAAAAGCUCAAGCUGAAUGGAAAUGAGAAAAGCCAUGCGAGAGCAACGAAAGAGCGAAAGGGACACAGAGUGCAGAGGACGUCCAGUAUUUACAGACGGCUCUAUAUCCAGUACUCCCAGUUCAAUAGAACCAAAAAUUUAAAAAAUCUGUAGGCAAUAUACCGAGAUUGUUACGUUACCUUGUACGCGUUAAAGAUCAUAGAUGGAAUGUGUGCACGCUAAAUUAGAAAGAGAUUGGAUUUUUAUAUACUAAUCCACAUAUGCCUGUGCAACAGAAAGGAAAGAAGUACCGCUGAGUAACACUCUCGGUCGUAUUAAUAAAUUGUUGAAUUUUUAAGCGGAAUUUCUUUUAUCAUUAGCUAAAUAGACAUUGCAUUUGCAAAAGAAAUGCAAUAUCGCGCGGACAAUAUAGUAAUCCAAUGAUAAUAAUCUUUUCAACUACAGGAAUUACGCGAUGAAAAUUUUUUUUGUCAAGUACACAGAGAGUGUACAAUAUAUUAUAACGCGAAGUAUUUCUACAUUCUAAUACUUCUAUAUUUUAUAUAGAAGUAUUUUAUGCAGAAAACAUGUGUUUUUACUGUAGCCCAAGACGGCUCAGGAUAAUCCAAUAUCGAAAAUGACGAAUUAAUAUAAUUAAAUUGUUUUAUCUUAACGAACGCCAUACUCUUUACGAGCAAUAACUAUUAUUUAUCUGGACUUUAUGCAAAUAUUUGACUAAAAAAUUAUUUUAGUUUUAGGAAGAAGAAAAAAUUGGAGCAGUCGGUCUCGGUUCAAUAAUCAAAAUGACUAUGAUCUACAUUUAUUAGAAGACUUUGAAAUUAUUUGUUUAGAAGAAAUAUUGGACUGCAUCAAAUUCUAACAUCUACGAUUAACGCCGACUAGCUGUUCUUGCUUAUUCAAUCACGCUUACUAUAAUGUUUAUAUUGAAAAAUCGAUAUAAACAAAAUUGGUAACGGUAUAAACAAAAAAGUUUGCUUUUUAUCCUAUCGUAUGAAAAUCAUACAAACGGCGGGAAGGAUUUUGGCUAUUUUAAAACACGCUUUUGAGCUUGCGACAUAACACAUCUGUUUCGUUGCAUGUCUCAUUGGAUUGCUAUAUUUUAUGAUGAAAUCUUUGUCUUCUUUGUGUUUACAAAAAAAAACUCAUCUUCUUUGCGAAGAUGUAAAAAUAUAUAAAUAUAUAUGGCAAAUUGUCGAACGAUGAAUUUCAGCUGUAAUUCUUGUAUAAAAUAUAAGAUCCUUUGACAUAUGUUAGCUUCUUAGAAGAAUGUAAAACAUGAUCAAGUUAUAUAAUUUUGCCAAAAAAAUAUCAAUUUUGUAACGAUAUGAUGCUUUGUUGGCAUUUAAAGUUCAAAAAGUACUUCAGUCUUUACGUGAUAGCUAUGGGACAAUGAAAUAACAAAUGAUAGCAGGGACAAGUAUAAAGUAUUUAUAAAAAUGCGGGAAAGGAAUUCAUUCCAUCUUUCUUAAAAUAUAAAUCAUUCUAGACAUAUUAUUUCAUGCUGAUCAGACAAGAUAAUUUCGAAAAUUACGCGUACUGAGAAUUCUAACUCGAUGAAAAUUUUAUAUGUUAUCAAACAUCAUCAUGCUGUAUCUUAAUGCUUUAUCAGAUAAUUAUGUAUAAUAUGUAAUCGUAUCGAAUGUGUGCAAUAAGCAGUGUCUCUUUGAAUGCUUUUUCCGAAUCGAUUAUUUAAAACUGUCAUGACAUGUAAUUUGUAUAAAUAGUUCAUUAGUAGGGAACAAAGAAUUUUCGAUACAUUUGCGUUUUCGUUUAGUGUCGACUUCGUUAGCGGUCGAACUAAACUAUGAAUAAAAUCUCUCCAUUGAUCGGUGCCAAUUUACCGAAAUAGAAAGACGACAUCAGCGCUGAGUGAAGGUAUUUUGUCGUUGUAUGAUGACGAUGGGCACAGCUACCGUUUCUUUUUUCAUAAUUCUUCGUAGCAUAUUAUGUAA
Messenger RNA from Trachymyrmex cornetzi, 3759 nucleotides. RefSeq names its product Autophagy-related 18a (gene Atg18a). The coding region runs from base 352 to 1779 and encodes 475 amino acids. The transcript has 11 exons. The record is from RefSeq and is a predicted model, not a curated record. Gene Ontology annotation, molecular function: protein binding. Lineage: Eukaryota; Metazoa; Arthropoda; Insecta; Hymenoptera; Formicidae.